Molecule: messenger RNA, 1060 nt
Organism: Arvicola amphibius (Eurasian water vole)
Lineage: Eukaryota; Metazoa; Chordata; Mammalia; Rodentia; Cricetidae
Gene: Echdc3
Product: enoyl-CoA hydratase domain containing 3
Exons: 5
Coding region: 94-996 (300 amino acids)
Cellular component (GO): mitochondrion
Molecular function (GO): hydro-lyase activity
Source: RefSeq, a predicted model, not a curated record
GCCUGGGGCGAGGCUCUGAGCUGUCGAGUCCAAACCGGGAAAACCCAAGGCCUAGGCCGCUUGCACUGUCGACCUCGCUGCUUCUUGGCUGCAAUGGCCCUGGUCGCCGGCCGACAGGCCUUUGGGGUGAAGGGGACCAGCUGGCUCUGGCGCAGUCGAUGGGCCCCUCUCUCCGCCGGCUUCUGCAGCCCGGCGUCAGCAGUAACAGCGCGGCCGGAGUCGGAGCCACGGCCCACUAGCAUGCGACAGCAGGACGGAAUCAGGAACAUUGUCUUAAGCAAUCCCAAGAAGAGGAAUGCGCUGUCGCUGGCCAUGCUGAAAUCUCUCCGAAGUGACAUUCUUCACGAAGCUGAGAGCAAAGACCUGAAAGUCAUUAUAAUUGCAGCUGAGGGCCCUGUGUUUUCCUCUGGGCAUGAUUUAAAGGAGCUGACAGGUGCGCGAGGCCGUGAUUAUCACACCGAAGUAUUUCAGACCUGUUCUGAGGUCAUGAUGCUGAUUCGGAACCACCCGGUCCCCAUCAUUGCCAUGGUCAAUGGCUUGGCCACAGCUGCCGGCUGCCAGCUUGUUGCCAGCUGUGACAUUGCUGUGGCAAGUGAGAAGUCCUCUUUUGCCACUCCUGGGGUGAAUGUCGGACUUUUCUGCUCCACCCCCGCGGUUGCCUUGGGGAGAGCGGUGCCCAGAAAGGUGGCCCUGGAGAUGCUCUUUACUGGGGAGCCCAUUUCUGCUCAGGAGGCUGUACGCCAUGGUCUCAUCAGCAAAGUGGUGCCUGAGGGGCAGCUGGAGGACGAGACCAUGAAAAUAGCGAAGAAGAUCGCCUCUUUGAGUCGCUCCGUGGUGGCACUGGGCAAGGCCACCUUUUACAAACAGCUGUCCCAAGACCUUAGAACAGCAUACUACCUCACCUCCCAGGCCAUGGUGGACAACCUGGCCCUGCAGGAUGGGCAGGAAGGAAUUGAGGCCUUCAUCCAGAAGAGAAAGCCCAUCUGGUCACACUGAGCCAGCAUGAGGACAGCUGGGCCAACAGCCAGUGUUACGAAGUCACCCAGCCCUCGUCUUCUCC